CCGCCGCUCGGCGCGCCCGCCGCCGCCGCCGCUCCGUCUCCGUGUCCGUCUCCCGCUCGCGUCGCCCUGAGCCGCGGGAAAGAUGAGCGACGACGCGGCCGCUCCUGACAACGAUAAUAGUUAUGCACAAGUACGAGCUGUGGUGAUGACUCGGGAUGACUCAAGCGGUGGAUGGUUACCACUUGGAGGGAGUGGACUAAGCUGUGUCACCGUCUUCAAAGUCCCCCCUCAGGAAGAGAAUGGCUGUGCUGACUUUUAUAUCCGUGGAGAACGUCUCAGGGACAAAAUGGUGGUUUUGGAAUGUAUGCUUAAAAUAGACCUCAUUUACAAUAAGGUCACUCCAACAUUUCACCACUGGAAGAUUGGUGACAAGAAAUUUGGCCUUACCUUUCAAAGUCCUGCAGAUGCUAGGGCUUUUGAUAGAGGUAUUCGAAGAGCUAUGGAGGACCUUUCUCAAGGAUGCCCUGCAUUAAAAAAUGAAGCUGAAGGAGCAGAAGAUGAUUUACCAGCAAUUGAAGAAGAUUCUUCCAGUUCUCUCGUGAAAGAUCACCUUUUUCAGCAAGACACAGUUAUUACCAGUGAGCCUUUUAGAAGCUCCAGACCUCCCUUUGAAGAUUUGAAUGCUAGAAGAGUCUAUCUACAAAGCCAAGCCAAUCAGAUAACAUUCAGUCAUCCAGGCCUAGACAUUCAGAGCAGAAGUAUAGAAUAUGCACAGCAGCAGAUAUCUAAGGAAUGUGGAAGUCUAAAGUCCCAAAAUAGGGUUCCUUUGAAAUCCAUCCGGCAUGUCAGCUUUCAAGAUGAGGAUGAAAUUGUCAGAAUAAACCCUCGAGAUAUCUUAAUACGUCGAUAUGCAGACUACAGGCAUCCUGACAUGUGGAAAAAUGACUUGGAGAGAGAUGAUAUUGACUCCCCUAUUCAGUUUUCUAAACCAGACAGUAAAAAAUCAGACUAUAUGUACUCUUGUGGGGAUGAGACUAAGUUAAGUUCACUCAAAGACUCUGUUGUAUUUAAGACACAGCCUUCCUCAUUAAAAUUUAAGAAAUCAAAACGAAGAAAAGAAGAUGGUGAACGUUCUCGCUGCAUAUACUGCCAAGAAAGAUUUAAUCAUGAAGAAAAUGGCAGGGGGAAAUGUCAGGAUGCUCCAGACCCUAUUAAAAGAUGCAUAUAUCAAGUUAGUUGCAUGCUCUGUGCAGAGAGCAUGCUGUAUCAUUGUAUGUCAGACUCAGAGGGAGACUUUUCUGAUCCCUGUUCAUGUGACACUAGCGAGGACAAAUUCUGCUUACGAUGGUUAGCCCUAGUAGCUUUGUCUUUCAUUGUACCAUGUAUGUGCUGCUAUGUUCCUUUGAGAAUGUGCCACCGGUGUGGUGAGGCUUGUGGAUGCUGUGGUGGGAAACAUAAAGCCGCUGGAUGAAAGGAUUCGGUGCUUUAAAUGAGCUCAAAUCUGUUUCCAGGAAUUAGUUGACUUGGGUUUGUAGAAGCUUUUGGCAAGCACUAUGAAAUCUUGCCUACUAUCAUUGGGGCCACAGCAGGCAGCAGCAGAACUAGACUGUUCUUGGCAUUUUACAAAUGCUCAUCAUGCCUAACUUUUACCGUUAAGUCACGGCAUGUCUUGUUACAGGUCAUAAAGAGUAUUUACAAAAGGAAACCAUUUCUGGUUUUUGGCUAUAAAAUUGAACAUAAAAUAUGAUCCAAUUAAAAGGGAUUAAUUUUUGGUGUUUUGUAUAUUUAUGCAUUAGGUGAUGGGCCUUUUAAAGGUUUGAAUUCAUUAGGACAUCAACUAAAAGUGCACUAG
Molecule: messenger RNA, 1792 nt
Organism: Suncus etruscus (white-toothed pygmy shrew)
Lineage: Eukaryota; Metazoa; Chordata; Mammalia; Eulipotyphla; Soricidae
Gene: SPRED1
Product: sprouty related EVH1 domain containing 1
Exons: 7
Coding region: 83-1411 (442 amino acids)
Biological process (GO): negative regulation of MAPK cascade; multicellular organism development
Cellular component (GO): membrane
Molecular function (GO): protein kinase binding
Source: RefSeq, a predicted model, not a curated record